GACACACAAUUUUUAUUGUCAAAAAGUAUUUAAACAAACAAAAGUUUUUUUUUUUUUUGAAAAACUUUAUACAUUUAGUUAAAAAGGAAUUUUCAUCGUUUUUCUUGUGGAAACUGUGAGAUCACACUGCCAACAUGCAAGUGUUUGAUAAUACCUUACGCCGUGCCUCCAGACGCGCCUCACUCAGACGUGGCUCAAUUUCGGUUUUGCCCCAAAAAUCUGCCGAAAUUCCCUGGGAUAUUUUGGAGCGUCUUUUCAUGCCAUGCCUGUUCUGUCAUGCAGCUGCUAUUAUCAUUUCCAAUACCUUGCAUGCCAUGAGCAUUUCAUCCAUCUCAACAUUUGCCGUUUUUGUGUGGUUUGCCCUGUCAACCGUGGGCGCUGUACUAUUCUAUCAUUUCGUUAAGGUUUCCGCUUCCGGCAAAGGUGUCUUGAUUACUGGCUGUGAAGCUCCCAUUGCUUGGUAUUUGGCUAAGAAAUUGGAUGAUUUGGGCUUUACCGUUUAUGCUGGUUUCAACACACCCAUCGAAGAAUCAGAUGAAGCUAAAAUUUUGAAAGAAGAAACUUCUGGUCGCAUGAAAUGCAUUUAUCUUGAUGUCACCUCGGAAAAAACUCUUUUGGAAGCCGCUUUAUUUGUCUCCGAACAUUUGCCUCACAAUUCUCAUGGUAUCCCCGCUAAAGGUUUGUGGGCUUUGAUUCAUUGUGCCCACUGGGUUGCUUUGGGAGAAUUGGAAUGGAUUCCAUUUGCUGUAUUGCGCAAGUCUUUGGAUUUGAAUUUGCUAGGUGCUGCUCGUUUAACUCAAUUGAUGUUGCCAUUGUUGCGUGCUGGUCAUGGUCGUGUUGUGUUUAUGACAUCUGGUCUCAACAAAAUCCCAGCACCCGCACGUGGCAUUCAAUGUGCCACCCAAGCUGCUGUUGAAUCCUUUGCUGCCUGUUUGCGCCAAGAAAUGCGUCCACGUUGCGUUGAUGUCUCUGUUGUGGCUGCUGGAGAAUUUGCUCCUGGUAACGGCUGGCUAAAUGAGACCGAUCUACGUGAACAGGCUAAAGAAAUGUGGUCUCAAAUGACCUACGAACAAAAACAAACUUAUGGUGAGGAUUAUUAUGAAGCUGCCAUGACAGCUGUCGAAAAAUAUUCCAAAGAAGGCGCCGACAUUCAACCCACUUUGCGUGUUUUGAUCGAUGCUGUUACCCGCACCUUCCCCAUGGCCCGUUAUACCCCAGUUACCCCCAAGGAAAAGAUUCAAAUCUUUAUGGCUGAACAUUUGGCUCCAUCUUUGUACGAAGUUUUGUACGGUGUGCCCAGAAAGUAAACAUGUGAAUGAUGCUUUGAAUCGAAAGUCGAUAUGUGAAUGUAGAAAUUUUAGAGCAAAUUUGUUUGUCAGAAACUUUUGUUUAAGAAUUUUUUUGUUUUUUACUCGAGAAAAAAAAAUAUAAUAUAAUAGCAUUUUUAAUUAGCAUUUAUGUCAGUAAAAUAUAUUUUGUUUGUUUUAUAAGAUUUUUUUUUUGUUUAAUUUUAUCAUUCUAUUUAAUUUUAUAAAAUUUUUUUGUUAUUCUGAUUUUUUAAUUUUAAAAUAAAAACAAAAAUAAACAAAUUUUAAAACAUAAUUAAGAACAA
Molecule: messenger RNA, 1612 nt
Organism: Calliphora vicina (urban bluebottle blowfly)
Lineage: Eukaryota; Metazoa; Arthropoda; Insecta; Diptera; Calliphoridae
Product: D-beta-hydroxybutyrate dehydrogenase, mitochondrial
Exons: 9
Coding region: 135-1307 (390 amino acids)
Biological process (GO): steroid metabolic process
Cellular component (GO): intracellular membrane-bounded organelle
Molecular function (GO): oxidoreductase activity
Source: RefSeq, a predicted model, not a curated record